GUCCGCGGUCGGUCGCGUUCGUAACCGUUGCGCGUCUGCUGCCGCGAUUUCCUUCCGCGCGCGAUUUUCUUCCUCGGUGAUUCGUGACUCGUGAUCGACAAGAUCUGCGGUGGUCUUCGUUCGCGAAUCCACCUAACAUCACCUAUAACGAUUCCAACGUGGCUCUAAUCGCGCUCGUCGGCGUGAUGACAUCGUGUCGCGGCAUCGUCGGACAAACUUAAAGCGAUUACACGACACGUCUCGAGUGCUGAUUUAACCGUUAACGGCUAAGGAGACGACGAGCUUCCGAGAGAUGCCGCCGACGAGGACCCGAUGAGGAGGCUGGCCGGCGAGUUUCCGCGGAAUCCGCAGAUUUGGAGAAAAACGGAGAGCACGGAUUCUCGGCGCAUUCGGGCGUCGGGAACGACGACCUCGGCAGAGGACGAGAGGCGUGCGGCGCGAUGAAUCCGAACGACGCCUGGCAGAUUAUUCUCAGCAUCGCGCUCGUCGAGUGAAGAACACGGGCGAGAACGUAGUCGUCUCUCUCUGGAGUCACCCUCGUCGGCGCACCAUCAUAGCCGGUACCGGCCGGUGCCAGCCAGUCUCGUUGGAGCACGCGAAGCGAUCAUUUCGUGGACACGUGGCUCUCACGCCGCGCUCGUCACGUGGAUUAUCACCGUGCCGCGAAAUGUGAACGAGCCGACGAGGCGGCCGUCCGUCGACGCUCACCUGACAUCUCGACGACGUCGUCUGCGAGAGAUGUUGGCAUAACGGCGACAUGGAGACGCUCUACACCGGCGCGAUUCACGGCUUUCCACAGCCCGGCGGAAUGGCCAACGGCGUUUCCACCGGUAUCGCCAGUUCCUUCGACCAGGACGGCGUGCUGAGCCUCAUCGUCGUCCUCGGGGGAAGCCUGUCCCUGGUGGCUCUGGUGUUCGCCUUCAUCACCUACAGUCUCUUCUCGGACUUGAGGAGUCUGGCAGGCACGACUCUGAUGAAUCUUUUGGCGGCCCUCUUCAUGGUUCAGCUACUCUUCAUCGUGGGAGCUGGAGGCGUACAG
Dinoponera quadriceps is the source of this 1039-nucleotide messenger RNA. Its product is annotated as cadherin EGF LAG seven-pass G-type receptor 1-like. Gene Ontology annotation, cellular component: membrane. The record is from RefSeq and is a predicted model, not a curated record. The transcript has 4 exons. Gene Ontology annotation, biological process: G protein-coupled receptor signaling pathway. The annotation marks the transcript as partial. Gene Ontology annotation, molecular function: G protein-coupled receptor activity. Lineage: Eukaryota; Metazoa; Arthropoda; Insecta; Hymenoptera; Formicidae.